AUGAAGAUUAACGAAAAACGUUGUCGAGCAGGUGUUAACCUUAACAAGUUGUGCGCAGGCCCCGUGACUUACGACUGGCAAUCCUUUGAACACAAGGAGCACAUUGAGUUUGUCGACGGCAAACUGCAUGUUGAAGCUGCUGACCGCAAAACAUUGAAUAGGCUUUUGGCGGCACUGGGAGAUGGAGCUACCGUAAACAACAAAGAGAGGAGAAAUACAAUCACAGGGUACAUCAAUGGAUUGGAAAUUGAAGCGCUUAAUUUUGUGGCAAACAUUAUCUACCGUGUAUCCCGAAACGCGACCAUGGAGUGCCUGGCCACCAUCAUGUAA
Molecule: messenger RNA, 330 nt
Organism: Dibothriocephalus latus
Lineage: Eukaryota; Metazoa; Platyhelminthes; Cestoda; Diphyllobothriidea; Diphyllobothriidae
Source: the annotation of a GenBank genome assembly